GUGAAGUUGUUGGUGCAUUUGAUAUUAAUACAACAGCAAAUAUAAUAUAUAGGUAUAAUUUUGAAAAAAAUCAUUCAUCUUCGAUUAUUCACCAGCGAAACAUAGAAUCAUUACCCUUAGAUUACUAUGAUUCUUAUAAAGCAAAUAUAUGGUUAAUGUCACCACCAUGUCAACCAUAUACACGAACAGGACUGCAUCGAGGAUCAGAAGAUAUUCGUUCUAAAUCAUUUAUUUACUUAAUUGAUCUAUUAGAUAAAAUGAAUAGUCCUCCGACUUAUAUAUUAAUUGAAAAUGUUAAAGGUUUUGAGGAAUCAGAGACUCGAGAUAUUUUAAUAAAGCAAUUAAAUAAUUGUCAUUACAAUUAUCAAGAAUUUUUUAUUACACCAUUGCAACUGGGAAUUCCUAACUCAAGGCUAAGAUAUUAUAUGCUGGCAAAAAAACGACCACUAAAAUUUAAAAAUUCAGACAAUUCUAAAAUAUUGAAUCAUAUUCCUUGUUCAUUGUAUGAUCAAGAUUUUGUUGACAUUCGAAACGCAAACAAUUCAAACUUAAUUGAAGAAAAAAUAACUGACUUUAAAUUAAACAUUGCACCAAUAGAAAAAUAUUUGACAAAUGCUGAUGGUGAUCGAUAUUCUAUUCCUAACAAGACUUUACUCAAGUAUGGAAAAUUAUUUGACAUAGUAAAGCCAUCGUCAACAAGAAGUUGUUGCUUCACAAAAGGAUAUUAUCAUUACGUGGAAGGCACAGGCUCUAUUUUGCAGUUGAAUGAAGAAUUAGAUGCACCUCAAUUAUUCAAACAACAAUUACCAGAUCAUGAAAUGUUGGCAUCACUGCCUCUAUUAAGACUUAGAUAUUUUACUGAAUAUGAAAUUUCUCAAAUCAUGGGAUUUCCCAAAGAAUUCUUAUUUCCAAAUGAAAUCACGUUAAAACAAAGAUAUAGAGUUUUAGGAAAUAGUAUAAAUGUUAAUGUUGUUUCAGAAUUAAUCAA
Racocetra persica is the source of this 988-nucleotide messenger RNA. Lineage: Eukaryota; Fungi; Glomeromycota; Glomeromycetes; Diversisporales; Gigasporaceae. The record is from the annotation of a GenBank genome assembly.